GUGAAUAAGAAUAAGAAGUGGAGGGAGUUGUCGUCCCUGCUGAGCGUGGGGACGUCGAGCAGCUCGGCGAGCUCUCUGAAGAAGCAGUACAUCCAGUACCUGUUCGCCUACGAGUGUAAGGUGGAGCGAGGGGAGGAGCCUCCACCUGAGGGCCCGGGGCCCGCCGGAGACGCUAAGAAACUUCUGUCCCUCCAGGCCAAGAUCCAGCCUCCGUCCCCAGCCAACUCGGGCUCCCUGCAGGGCCCCAACACCCCUCAGUCCAGCAGCAGCUCCCUGACCGAGGCCCCCGGGGACCUGAAGCCCCCGACGCCAGCCUCCACGCCACACAGCCAGAUGGGCCCCCACCCCGGAAACAGGUAGGGGAGGCGCUCAAAU
Molecule: messenger RNA, 375 nt
Organism: Plectropomus leopardus (leopard coralgrouper)
Lineage: Eukaryota; Metazoa; Chordata; Actinopteri; Perciformes; Serranidae
Source: RefSeq, a predicted model, not a curated record